Messenger RNA from Pundamilia nyererei, 1200 nucleotides. It is a transcript of the gene alad, whose product is annotated as aminolevulinate dehydratase. The record is from RefSeq and is a predicted model, not a curated record. Gene Ontology annotation, cellular component: cytosol. Gene Ontology annotation, biological process: heme biosynthetic process. Gene Ontology annotation, molecular function: porphobilinogen synthase activity; zinc ion binding. The transcript is spliced from 12 exons. Lineage: Eukaryota; Metazoa; Chordata; Actinopteri; Cichliformes; Cichlidae. Bases 103 to 1098 code for a protein of 331 amino acids.
CGAUAGGUGGCGAUAGCAUAAAACUAAAAUCGACACCACCGAAGAAGGACACAAUGUCAGUUGACUUCAGUACGGAGAAGUGAGAAGCUGUUGUCUUGAGAGAUGCAGACGCCUGCAGAAUCAAUCCUCCACAGUGGCUACUUCCACCCAACCCUAAGAUACUGGCAGACCUGCAUUGCCGAUUUAAGACCUGACAAUCUUAUCUACCCAAUCUUUGUUACAGAUGGUGCAGAUGCAGUAGAGCCCAUCGGCAGUCUGCCGGGACAAGCCAGAUAUGGAGUGAACAAGCUGGAGGGAAUGUUGCGUCCACUUGUGGAUAAUGGCUUGAAGUGUGUGCUGAUUUUUGGUGUCCCGGCUAAAAUAGCAAAGGAUGAGAGGGGUUCAGGCGCCGACACCGACGAUACACCGGCGGUACUGGCAGUCAAGAAAAUCCGAUCUUUGUUCCCGGAGCUGCUGGUGGCGUGUGAUGUCUGUCUGUGUCCCUACACGUCACACGGACACUGUGGCAUCCUGAAUGAUGAUGGUGCACUGAACAAUGAUGCCAGCUGUCUGCGUUUGGCUGAAGUAGCGCUGGCGUACGCUCGUGCUGGUUGUCACAUCAUCGCUCCCUCUGAUAUGAUGGAUGGAAGAGUUAGAGCCAUAAAACAAGCACUGAUUUCCAAUGGUUUGGGAAAUAAGGUUUCAGUGCUGAGCUACAGUGCAAAGUUUGCUUCUUGCUAUUAUGGUCCCUUCAGGGAUGCUGCACAGUCGAAGCCUGCAUUCGGGGACAGACGCUGCUAUCAGCUGCCUCCUGGCGCGCGAGGGCUCGCCAUCAGAGCUGUGGAGCGAGAUGUGAGAGAAGGUGCGGACAUGCUGAUGGUGAAGCCGGGUCUGCCAUAUCUGGACAUCAUGAGGGAAGUCAAAGACAAGUUCCCCACUCACCCCUUGGCAGUGUACAAUGUGUCUGGGGAGUUUGCUAUGAUAUGGCAUGGCGCGCAGGCUGGAGCGUUUGACUUGAAAGCGGCUGUGAUGGAGGCCAUGACAGCGUUCCGCAGGGCAGGCGCUGACAUCAUCAUCACCUACUACACACCUCAGCUGCUCACCUGGCUGAAGGAGUGAAGAGAGAUGAUCUGGACCAGAACAGAGGUGGACCAACUGACAGGGCAUGCUCGCUAAAAAUCCCUUUAAGGGGGAAAAAUGAAUAAAAUCCACAAAUUGUGA